AUGGAAGAAACCGCAGCGGCAGCAGCAGCAACUCAGAGAGAUCAAUCAACGGAUACGGAAUCAUUAAUCAUACAACCAGGCCUUGAUCGACCGUCCACGUGUCCCGAUGAACCCGACCGCACUGAACCGAAACUCAAUUUGAACCAGGGCGAGAUCUUCAAGGCACUAGAAAUCGUCGAGAGAGACUCUCUAGCCAUCGCCGAUAGCUUCACUUCUCUUUUCGCUUCACUUCGUUUUGCUCUCUCUGAGGCAACUAGUACAUCAGUUGAUCACAUGCAAUGUUUUGGUGAUGCUGCUGGUCGUCUUCAAGAAUCUGUGCUUGAUGCAGCAACGAAGGGGAAUCGGUUGAUAAAUUCGUGUCUUAGAUUGAAUGAGGAAAUGAAGGACAUUGACACUCUAGCCACUCAACUGGAGAAAAAUCCUGAGGAGAAACGUCGAUGUGCUGGACUCAGCUGUGAACAAACUCCUCCGCUUUCCAUGAACCACCAACAUGGAGUUACUCAGCUGAAUGGUCUUUAUCACUCACGAGAACUUUUUAUACAACUUCAUCCGCCUCCCAUACUGGUUUUACUUGGGAAGGUUUGA
Molecule: messenger RNA, 585 nt
Organism: Dovyalis caffra
Lineage: Eukaryota; Viridiplantae; Streptophyta; Magnoliopsida; Malpighiales; Salicaceae
Source: the annotation of a GenBank genome assembly